AUGACUUCUAAAGAAAUUCCACUAACAUAUUUUGAAGUAAUUAAGAAGUUAACAGAUGCACAAACAUUGCUUCUUAAUGAUGCUGAACAAAAUCCAGCAAAACGUCAAUUAACAGUUUUGGAUAAAACUUUAUCUUAUCUCAAAGAUACACCUGCUGUAAAUCAGAAUUCUAAAUCGUGUAUGGAAAUGUUAUCAGCUCUUAGUUCAUAUAAUUUAACAAAUACAGAAAAGAUGUCCAAGUAA
This is a messenger RNA of Strongyloides ratti, 243 nucleotides long. RefSeq names its product RNA polymerase II, Rpb4 family and HRDC-like domain-containing protein. The transcript is spliced from 2 exons. Gene Ontology annotation, molecular function: nucleotide binding. Lineage: Eukaryota; Metazoa; Nematoda; Chromadorea; Rhabditida; Strongyloididae. Bases 1 to 243 code for a protein of 80 amino acids. The record is from RefSeq and is a predicted model, not a curated record.